Molecule: messenger RNA, 1344 nt
Organism: Uloborus diversus
Lineage: Eukaryota; Metazoa; Arthropoda; Arachnida; Araneae; Uloboridae
Product: zinc finger protein 467-like
Exons: 6
Coding region: 1-1344 (447 amino acids)
Biological process (GO): regulation of transcription by RNA polymerase II
Cellular component (GO): PcG protein complex; transcription regulator complex
Molecular function (GO): DNA-binding transcription factor activity, RNA polymerase II-specific; RNA polymerase II cis-regulatory region sequence-specific DNA binding
Source: RefSeq, a predicted model, not a curated record
AUGGCUUCUACGCCAGAGCAAGUUGUUUGCACUCCAACUUUUGUUUUUCCUACAGCAUUUCCAGUUAAUGGUUUUCAACUGUGGAAAGAUGAGCAAAAAGGUAAUAUAUUUCUUACAGAUGUUUUGACGAUCUGCAACAGUUCUACCCCUUGGGAUUAUAGAGGUUUUGAUCCUCGCUCACAUUUAGCCAAUUUUCAUGUUGCUGCAGCUGCUAGCCAGUCUCAACCGUUACAGCAUCCUGAAGAUUCUAAACAAAAAGGAGUGAACAGAGUGGGUAGUUUAAAGAAUCAUCUAAUUAACCAGAAUGAUUUCUCGACGGCUAGAAAUUUAUUAGUAGCUGCUGCAUCGGCACCACCAGCAUUUCCAGGGAUUGAUUCUGGGUUAAAAAUACCCAAUCCUAAUUUAGACAAACAAAAUCAACCUCAACCUCCUCCACAGCAACAGCAGCAACAACCUUCACAGCAGCAGCAGCAGCAACAACAACAGCAGCAGCAGCAACAACAACAGCAACCUCCACCACCUCAUCCCCAACAGCACCAACACCAGGCUCAUGAUGACCAGCAACAGCCAAAUCAGCUAGGUGAAAAAGAGCGUUCAUGGCCCUGCCCAUCUUGCAAAGUUCCCUUCAAACAGGCUUCUGAACUGCAGGCCCAUUUGUCCGCUCAUACUAAGGGUGAGAAAACGGUGCCAUGCGAUAUUUGUGGCAAAUAUUUUGCCUCUGGGGACCGAGUCCGCAUUCACGUCAAGGCUGCCCAUGGUGAAAAAUCUUGCUCUUGUGAAAUCUGUGGAAGUGGAUUCAGUUAUCGCUGCAAGCUCCUGGAUCACAUGAGGACCCAUACAGGUGACAAACCUUUCCAUUGUGAGGUGUGUGGGAAAAGCUUUUCUCAAAAGAACCAUCUUACUCGGCACAACAUGAUUCAUACUGGUGAACGUCCAUAUCCUUGUGAUUUUUGUGGUAGGGGAUUCUAUAGGAAGGAUAAGUUAACAAGACAUCGAAGGAUCCAUACAGGUGAAAGAGUUAAUAGUCAACCUAGGAGACGCGGUGGUGGACACUUUAAUUCUAAAAUGUCUCCUGCCGGUGCUCGUCAUCCUAGAGCAGGUGGUACCUUAGGGCAUACUGCUGGAACUUCAGGCCAAAAUACUAAUGGUCCUACGAAUGGCCCUCUCAAUGCUAACAAUCCCAUCAAAAUGGAACCUCCUUUGCCUGAGCCCAUUCCCAGUACAACUACUAGUACAAGUUUGAGUUUUGCUCCUCCCACUCUUACGCCCACCAUCAGUCCUAGCCACUACAGAGCCUCCCCGUACAAGCCAGAGUGGCAGGGCCCGCCCUCUGGUGUUCACUAG